Molecule: messenger RNA, 5612 nt
Organism: Pomacea canaliculata
Lineage: Eukaryota; Metazoa; Mollusca; Gastropoda; Architaenioglossa; Ampullariidae
Product: nephrocystin-3-like
Exons: 27
Coding region: 1085-4555 (1156 amino acids)
Cellular component (GO): Cul4-RING E3 ubiquitin ligase complex
Molecular function (GO): protein binding
Source: RefSeq, a predicted model, not a curated record
AUCAUCAGCAUCAGACGAGUUAUCAUCAGCAUCAGAUGUGUUAUCAUCAGCAUCAGAUGUGCUGUCAUCAGCGUCAGAUGCCAUGACGACCUGUGAAAUAAAGGAGGAGGUGGUGGGGCAGGUUCUGGAAAGUCAGGCAGCAAAGAAGUGGGGAUGGACACCAUCCCUCCCAAAAGUAGUUGUUGGCGAGAAAAGUGUGGUCUCCAACACCUCCCUCCCUAAGCUCCGUAAGGUCAGAGCAUAUAGCCUUGACCUUUUUUAACUUACUUGUCUUUCUUUAACGCAGCCGCCAAUAGCGGGCGGAAGGGGGACUGGAGCUCAGUUCCAUCGUCUGAUCUCAUUGAUCGUCGUGGUAGGAGGACUAAAUGGAAGCAGCCAUCGUCGAGUGUCUCCAUUGUACUUCUGGGUAGUGGCUGGAAGCAGGUCAGGCAUGCCACCCGGACUCAAUACAAACCCUUAUCUUCCUUCGCCAUGGCGCUGAGAUCAGGGUGGGGGUGCGGGUAGCCCCCCUUCGCACCUCCCUGGCUCCCACGGAACCGAGUUGUGACAUGUCUUUCUGCCGAGUCCUCCAACUACAGCACUGGGUGGGAUAUAGUUCCUGAUCAGCGGCGCGAUUGACGACCUGCACCCACCAUCGCCACAACCACCCGCCCCAGCUCCCCACCCCGCCCUCACCCAUAGCCACCCGCGGCGAGAAGGCCUUUGUGGCUGUAGGGUAAGCCAGUAAGCCAGGUAAGUGUGUUGCUAUGCGCGCCGUGGGUGCGACAGGCUGCCUAGCGCCAAGGACGUGUACCCGCAUGACAGUGAGUCACGGACUGGAGUGACCUCCCUUGUGUGUCAUCUCGUGUGUCGUGAGUGUCGUGAGUGUCGUGUCUCCUCCACUUCCUCUGGCACAGAGUCUCAAACAACACCAUCGUACUACAGGGUACCCGAGGCUGGUUUAGGUGUGACAACAAACACACCUGGCUUCUACCCGAAGGUUCUAAAGCUAAGACCGCGCCGUCACCUUGUCUUGUGGAGUCUGUGGAGUCUGUGGAGCCUGUGGAGCCUGUGGAGCCGUGUACAACCCUCUUCCCUCAGUGAGAUGUCGGCCGCGACCUUAACCGCGCGGCUGAAGGAUCCGCGCACGUGCCGCGUGUUCGUGUCGUCACCCUUCAACGGCCUGGAGCGCGAACGUCAGGAGCUGGUCACGCGCUACUUCCCGCAGUUGUCGGCCCUGUGCCAGGAGCGCGGAGUGCAGUUCGUCGCCGCCGACAUGCGCUGGGGCAUCACUGAGGCCGCGUCACGUGACCACCAGGUCGUCAGCAUCUGUCUGCGCGAGAUCGACCGGUCUGACAUCUUCCUGGGGCUGUAUGGCCAGCGUUACGGAUGGCAUGGCGCCAAGGAUGAGGCAUUACAGAGCAACUUGCAGCUGGCCCAGAAGCAGUACCCAUGGCUCAAGAAGGUGCGGGACCGGAGUGUCACUGAGGUGGAGUUUCUACACGGUCACCUGAACUCACCUGGCAUCAUGCCUGCUGCCUUUGUCUUUAGAAGUAAGAGCUACGACUCACGCAUGGCAGAGGUCAAGGGGUCGAGUGACACAGAGCAGUCAUACAAGUUCGUGGCCGAGAACCCACAAGCAGAGCAGCUCCUCAAGCAGCUGAAGGAGAGAGUUGUUAGAACUACAGACAAGUGUCUCGCUGUCCACGAGAACUACAGCUCACCGGAGGAGGCCGCCAGGCUGCUCUUUGAGGCUGUGAAGCGCCACCUGGAGUGCGUGCUGCUCCGGAACACAAAGGCACAGAGUAGGCGAGACCUUGACCUUGCUUGCCACGACGCCCACAUCGCGAGUAGGACGUCCAUCUACAUCAGAGACGCUGGCUACUUCAGGGAGCUGGACCACAAACUUCAAAAAGGGGGUGGCGGUCAUCUGGUGAAGGGUCCACCCGGCAGUGGCAAGACGGCGCUGGUGUGCAACUGGCUGGAGAGUGUCAGGAGGAAGAAGUCCCAUCACCUGGUUUACCACUUUGUCGGGUGCAGCAGAGACAACGCUAACGUGGCGUCACUCAUUUCUCGGUUGACGCGAGAGUUUGAGCGGCUGGCGGGCUCGCCGAGGCCUGAGGAAAGUCUGUGGGAGGUCCAGGACAGAGACGAGGACUGCGGCGAUCUGGCCGACAAGCUGCAAGACAUGGAGGUCGCCCUCGGCAAAGCAUCUCACCGCAAGAAGAUGGUCAUCAUCAUCGACGGACUGCAUCGCCUGGAGAAGAUGUCGCGCACCUCCAAGACGCUGUUCUGGCUGCCAGUCCACAUACCCGAGACGGUGACUGUCAUGGUGACGUGUCGAGAGGACUGUGAGGAGGUCAUUCGAGAACUGACAGAAGUGCGAAGAUAUAGCGUCACCAACAUCCGGCCGCUGAGACUACAAGAGCGACAACAGCUAUGUGUGGAGACACUGAAGCAGCGCAGCAAGGAGCUGAGUGGUGCUCAGCUCAAAACCAUCGUGGAGGCGGAGCAGACACGGAACCCGCUGUUCUUGAGGAUCCUUCUCUCGGAACUUUGUACAUUUGGGAAUUUCCGACAAUUGGACCAAAAGAUUUUCUCCCUUGUGCAAGCUCGCAGUGUGACAGAGCUGUUUGACCAGCUCCUGGAUCGUCUGGAGCAGGACUACAAUACAGACUACGGCACCAAUCUCACACAACAGGUGAUGUGCGGACUGACCCUGGCCCGGAAGGGGUUGAGUGAGUGCGAGAUAAGGUCGAUCUUCAGCAUCCCGGCCCUCGCUUGGUCUCCGCUCUACUUCGCCAUCAAAGAUUUCCUCAUCGACUACUCCGGCCUGCUCAGGCUGGCGUUCGGAGAACUGGAGGAAGCGGUCAGCAAGAGGUACCUGUCCAGCCAUCAGACCAGACAGAAGCUGGUCAGCGCCAUGGUGGUCUACUUUGAGCAGCAACGCCAGGCCUGGCCACUCCACAUCGAGAUGGGGAGCGCGCUAGUGGCACGCGUGACGCAGGAGCUGCCAUGGUUACUGCGGUUGCUAGGCGACAAGGAUCGUCUGGCUCAGCUUCUUCUUGACCCCACCAUCUUCGGUCGUCUGUUUGUAGACGAGCAGUUCGAGUUGCUAGAGUUAUGGCGCAUGACUGGCCGUUCGGGUGAGCAGGUGGCGCAGCUGUACGUGGACGCCAUCACGGCGCGAGGGCGACACCUGGCAACUGAGGCACAACAAAAGGACCUGAACCAAGUCAUCGAUAUUGUCCUCCUGUCCUAUUUAGACAUCUUGUCCCAGUUCCUGGAAGUCGGUCACUUCACAUCGGCUCAGGAGAGAGUGCUGCUACUGCGACUGGAAAUUCUGGAGCGCCUGGGGAGCGACAUGGAGGAGCGGCGGCGGCUACGGCUGCUGGGUCACGUGCGCCUGAAGCUGUCUCACCUGUACGCCGACCUGGGCAGGUUCCAGGAAGCUCAGGCGCUACAGGAUGAUGUCCUGCAUUAUCGCCUCAGGGUGGUUGAGACCGGAAGUGUAGAGGCGGUAGAGGCUGCCAAAGACCUGGCAGUCUGCUAUCAUGCCAUCGGCCUUCUCAGCUCAAAGAUGGGCGACAUAGACAAGGCCAUCGAUUAUUACCGGAAGUCGAUGGAGGUGCAGGAGAAGCUACAGAACCCUCUGGAGCUGGCGGACAGCAUGAACAACCUGGGCGUGAUGCUGAUGAAGAGGGGAGACUACCAGCGGGCCGCCGACCUUUGCUCCAGAGCCCUUAAGGUUUACGAGAAGGAGUACUUCGGUCAUCUGCCACCUAUUAUCGGCGUCAUGAUCAGUAACAUCGCCGUUUGCUACAGCAGUCUCGAUCGUCUCGAUGAGAGCGAGAAGAUGUACCGGAAAGCUCUACAGAUCGCCGAGCGGGCUCUGGGGAGAUCCCACCCCAACGUGGCAACGGCCUUGACCAACCUGGGUACCCUGCAGUCCAAGAGACAGCGGUAUGCUGAGGCCAAGGGUCACUUCAAGGAGGCGCUGACUAUUCACAAGGCUUGUUUGACUCCGCCUGCUAACCUAGACUUUUUCAAGACUCAAGAAAAAUAUGUCUGGGUGCUCUUGAAACUGGAGGAACAAGACACUGCCUUGUCGGAAUUCCAACAGCUUUGUGCCCAGAGUGAGGCCGGAGACCUGCUCACCCACGCCUGGCCCCCGGUGUGGAGCGAGAUGGUGGCUGUCCUGCUGGCCCGGGGCCAAGCGGCCAGAGCUGCUUCCUUGGCGGCCAAGCUGCUGACGAAGGGCGUGAAACACGAGUCGCUGUACAUUACUUUGAGCAAGGCAGACAGCGCCGCCACCGCCAAGGUCGCCCGACCAAGGGAGAUGACUGUUGACUAUGCUCUUGAACAGUCUCCCGAAAAUCUCGAACUUUUCAAGUACCAGGUGAAAGAGGUGUUCCUGCCAGCUGGUGAGGUCACGGGGCUGCUGGCGCUGCUGGACAGGUCAAGCCAAACGUUGGGUUCAGACGUGUACCACCUGGCCAUCACCUGGUGCCGAGAACAAAACAAACAGGAGAUGAGCUGCUGUCUGUCGUCAUGCAUCGGACAUGUUUCCGUCUGACUUGAACUUUGCCACACAAGCUGCAGUCCUGCUCAACGACCUUCAGAACUAUGGUGAGGCGGCAGAGUACGGGAUGCGCGUGCUCAGCAUCAAACCUAAUGACGUCAGCGUUGGUCUCUUUGUGGGCGAGCUGCAGCUCCGCAAUGGACGGCCCAUGAAAGCAAAACAAAUUUUUCAGAAUUUGGAAAAGUGCAGUCCGGGCCGUGAAGAGCUCGUCCAGGUGAGACAAGGACUAGAAGUCGCAGACUUGAUGAUGAAACAAAACAAGUGACAUCGUCAGUGUAUCCACUGCACGGCUGUGCCAUGUCACUACUGUCAUGUCACAUGUCCAGCACAGGUAACUGCAGCAGCUCCGGCAGAUGUCUACACACUGUCACAGACUUCUUACAGCGACGUGUCACUGACAGACAGCACUGAGUGUCGCGAGAAGCAGUGGGCCAUAGUGCUGCUCCCUUCUAAAUGUUGUCAUCGCGCUCAGAGGUGUUUAAUGAACAAUGAACAGUGAACAGAUCUUUCCGUACCAUGGUAACAAAAAUGUGUUUGAGAAAUGAGAACCGCCAAGAGAAUCAACAAAUGAGACGACUAUGUGGUGUCCCCUUCAGCCAAGCCAAGCUUCCACUCUUCUCUGCCCCAGCCUGAACUUCAGACGAGUUUAGUAGGUACCUGUGUGAGUACCUUAUAUAGAUAUAGUGAUCGGUUUAAAUAUUGUGUACAUAUAUAUAUAUCUGAAGGGCCUUGAGAUUAGGUUCUGAACUUCACCACUAACGUCAUUGCAUGUGUGAAUGUGUGGUGAUCAGGCUCAACCCACUAACACUAACCCUUGAAUUCUUAUGCCAGAGCUUGUGUGAUUGACAGAAACUUUAAUUCACCUUUUAAUCUUGUGUAUAAUUAUUUUCAUACAUUAUUGUACCUGACGUGUGUACCGCAGCCAUGUGUUAUUUGACAAUGUAAUUCUUGUUAAGUGCUUUGUAGGAAAACAUCGACCCGAGGCCUUUGUGUUGUAUAGUAUGUAUUUGGUGUUUUGUUUGUUUAAGUGCAGCAACAAUCUACAUCUCUG